AUGAUCGAUCGAAAACGAUCAGAAAAUUUGCCGCCAGGUCCGCGAGGGUUACCAAUAAUCGGAAAUAUGUUGGACGUUAAAUCUUUACUGAAGAAAAUACAAUUUCACGUACGUGUUUGGUGUUAUUUGGCUGAAAUUUACGGACCGGUGGUACAUUUAAAACUUAUAUUCGGUCAAUCACUUAUAAUUGUUUCGGGAAGGAACGCUAUUGUCGAAAUGUUAAGUCGAAAUGAAUUCGAUGGCAGACCAAAUAACUUUGAAAUACGAUUAAGAACACGUGGCGAACGCAGAGGAUUGAUAUUUAACGAUGGAGACGUAUGGUCGGAACAUAGACGAUUCACAGUAAAAACUUUGAAACAUCUUGGCUUUGAUAAAACAAACAUGGAAGAUAUGAUACUGGAUGAUACUGUAUCGUUGUUAAAAAUGAUCGAAAAAUUGGCAGAUAAAAAAGGCCCAAUUACAGAAAUAUAUGAUCUCGUUUCUAUCGCUGUUAUUGCAAGUUUUUGGUUUCUAAUUACAGGAUCGAAUUGUACGUUCUUCGUCAGAUUUCAAUUGGAUCAAGAAAAUCCGAAAUUGAAGGAGGUUAUCGCGUUAAUGAAAGAAAAUGUAAAAGGUUACAACACGGCCGGUCGUAUAAUAAAUUAUUUACCUUUUCUCAGAUAUAUUUUCCCAAAUCUAACAGGAUAUACGCAAAUCCAAGAACGCCAUAAUCGAAUGUGGCUAUACUUCAAAAAAAUGAUAAGGAUACACGAUGAGACUAAAAUACAAAAUGAACCGACGAACCUAAUCGAUAUUUAUUUAAAUGAAAUGAAAAUGCGGUGCACGAAUUUAUCUUCACCUUCAUGCUUCAAUGAUGAAAACUUGAUCGCACUAAUCAGAGAUCUUUUCGUUGCUUCGAUUGAAACAACCACCAAUACCAUAGGUUUCGUGAUAGCAUUUCUAUCGGUAAAACAAGAUAUACAAAAAAAGAUACACGACGAAUUGGACGAUGUUCUUGGGAAAGAUAUUUUACCACGUCUGGCAAAUAGAAAUCGACUACCAUAUUUACAAGCAACUCUUGCGGAAGUUGCAAGAAUGGGAAACGUAGGACCGACUUCGGUACCUCAUCGUGCUAUAAACGAUGCAACUCUACUAGGAUACAAUAUAAAAAAGGAUUCAAUUAUGUUAGCAAAUUUUAUGAGCGUUCAUAUGGAUGAAAAUCACUGGGGUGAUCCUAAUGUGUUUAGACCUGAAAGAUUUAUCAAUGAAAAUGGAGAAUAUUGUGACGAUCCUUGGAUAAUGACAUUUGGAUUAGGUAUUCGUAUAUAUUACGCGAUUAUUAUUUUUAUAAAUGUAUCACCUUAUUAUACUUUCAUUUUUUUUGUAUAUCUACUAAUAAUAAUUUUCUCUUUUUGUUGUACAGGUCGCAGAAGAUGUCCAGGUGAGAUUCUUGCGAAAAAUAUACUCUUCUUGGUAACCGCUUGCAUGCUGCAAAAAUUUUACUUUGCCAUAGCUCCAGGAUAUCCCGAACCUAAUUUAUUAGGUAUCGAUGGUUUUACCAUCUCACCCCCGCCGAUAAAUCUCGUCAUUAAAAAACGAAUAUAAUAAUCGUGAAAGACUAAUAAAAAAUAAAGAACCUCAAUAUAUUUAAUUACGUAAGACCAAUUAUAAACGUCAAGCAAACAACAAAAUACUAUAUUAUUAUAUUACAUAUUAUAAAUAAAAAGACUGAUACACACGUAACGUGCCAUCACAUAAACGUUUAUCAUUUGAAAUAUUGUUAUUUACUUCGAUCUGCGAGGGUCAGUCAUUUUCUUACAAUCAAUCCAUGUUAAAAGAUGAACGCAUAUUUUCAACAAAAAAAAAAAAUGUUUUUAAAAGAAAAACGAUCGAACAAUGAAAUUUACCUUUAUUAUUUUUCUUUUCUUUUAAAUACAAGAAUCUUUUCAGAUCUCAUUUUGACAGUCUAUUUACAAUCGAUAGGCAAGUAGUAGUAAUAGUAAUAGUAAGUUCUUGUAUUUACAGGAAAUAUUCGCCGUUAAUGAAAAAAAAAAAAAAAAACAAAUUACGGCCAGAAUUUUCGCAUUUCCCUCAAUUAUAAUCAGCGAUACUUGUUUCUAC
Polistes canadensis is the source of this 2100-nucleotide messenger RNA. RefSeq names its product methyl farnesoate epoxidase-like. The record is from RefSeq and is a predicted model, not a curated record. Gene Ontology annotation, biological process: xenobiotic metabolic process. Gene Ontology annotation, cellular component: intracellular membrane-bounded organelle; cytoplasm. The transcript is spliced from 7 exons. Lineage: Eukaryota; Metazoa; Arthropoda; Insecta; Hymenoptera; Vespidae. Gene Ontology annotation, molecular function: oxidoreductase activity, acting on paired donors, with incorporation or reduction of molecular oxygen, reduced flavin or flavoprotein as one donor, and incorporation of one atom of oxygen; iron ion binding; heme binding. The coding region runs from base 1 to 1584 and encodes 527 amino acids.